Vanrija pseudolonga is the source of this 1187-nucleotide messenger RNA. RefSeq names its product 7,8-dihydropterin-6-methyl-4-(beta-D-ribofuranosyl)-aminobenzene-5'-phosphate synthase. The transcript is spliced from 3 exons. The record is from RefSeq and is a predicted model, not a curated record. Bases 1 to 1155 code for a protein of 384 amino acids. Lineage: Eukaryota; Fungi; Basidiomycota; Tremellomycetes; Trichosporonales; Trichosporonaceae. Gene Ontology annotation, molecular function: transferase activity.
AUGGCACCUCUUACACAGGUGGACAACCUCGAGUUCCUCGUCCUCGUGGACAACUGUGAGCUUAUCUACAAUGGCAUUCAGCUCACCCCAGGCGUCGAGUGGAUAUCGACCCUUCCCCCCGGCUUCAGCCAUGAGAUGCCCCAGCACCUCGCCGACCCAGAGGUCACUUACGACGAGCUGACUGGGCUCCCUGUGGCCAAGUUUAACGAGUUCUGCUGCGGCGCUCACGGCCUGUCGAUUCUGAUUACAACAACCAUCGGGGACAAGAAGUACCGCGUGCUGUACGACACUGGACCCGAGGAGCUCACCAUCGACCGUAACGUCAAGGCGAUGAAGGUCAAUCUCACCGAGCUCGACGCGCUCUUCCUCAGCCACUGGCACCGCGAUCACUCGGGCGGUAUCCUCCGCACGCUUGAGCUGCGCAACGAGCAGGCCAAGGCCGAGGGAAAGACCCUCAAGCCUCUCCCAGUCGAUCUGCACCCCGACCGCCCCAUUCGCCGUGGCAUUGCCCCUCCUCCAAACUACAUCCCCAAGGCCAACUUCCUCCCCGACCCCUCGUUUGAGGAGAUCGCGGCAGCGAACGGUGUCGCAGACCUGCACGCCGAGGCCCACGAGAUCCACGUGAACGGGAGCACGAGCGGCGUCGGGGUCUCGGGCGAGAUCCCGCGCGUGCAGCCGUUCGAGCGCGGCCUCCCCGGCGCCGUGACGUGGAUGGCGGACGGCGGAGACGAUCCCGGCAAGGGCGGCUGGUGCACCGACGAGCUGAUCAAGGACGAGCGCUAUGUCGUCAUCGACGUCAAGGGCAAGGGCCUUGUCAUCUUCUCGGCGUGCUCCCACGCCGGCGUGUGCAACGUCGUCACUGACGCCGUCAAGGAGUACGGCCGCCCCGUGCACAUGGUCGUCGGCGGCUUCCACCUCGUCCCGGUCGAGCAGCAGCCCGUCAAGGAGACGGUCGACUUCCUCGCCCGCCGUCUCCAGCCAAGGCCACAGUAUGUGCUCCCUCUGCACUGCACCGGGCUCGCACCGCGCGCCUCCCUCCGCAAUGCGCUCGGCGACGCGUGCAUCGCCGCUGGCGUCGGCAUGAAGGUUGUCGUCAAGGGCGACGAAGCCGGCGAGGCAGCGCUGGACGCGGCCGACCCCAAAAUCAUCCCCUAAGCUACAUGCACUGCUUCAUCUCUAUUGAUCUA